UCGAGAGAAACAUUUUCUGGCGUACAGUCCUAUGAAUGGAAAUUCAAAGGACUUUGGUUCUUUAGAGUGCCUAUAUACCUUCGAUCAUACAACAGAUACAUUACUAUACCUUUACAACUUAAAUUUCGGAAUCGGUUGGUUACAUUUCGGAGAAGAGAACUAAAUUUCCUAAUUGUUUUCAGGUGGCAACACCGCAUCAACGCACCGUAGAGAACAGCGGAUAGCUCUGCCUCGUACGGCACUUUCAAUUCAACUGUUGCACCAAAACCUAAAUAUACUCUGGGUCAGAGAUCCAGAUCCUGACUAUUGACAUUUGACGCGUUUGGUACUAGUGCAGCGUGCUCAUGUAUAUCGCGUAGGUGAUCAAUUGAUCGUCGUUUGUAUCGUUGAGGGGACCUCGGAUUACCUCAGCCAUGGCGGAAGAGGAUAACAUGAUGGAGGAUGCCAACGACAUGAACACCAAGUUCGGGUUGAAGUUGAGGGGUCGAAAGGGUGCUUUGAAGAAGAAAAACGUGUACAACAUCAAGGACCACCAUUUCAUCCCUAGGUUCUUCAAGCAGCCGACUUUCUGCUCGCACUGCAAGGAUUUCAUCUGGGGCUUCGGUAAACAAGGAUACCAGUGUCAAGUUUGUAGUUAUGUCGUCCAUAAAAGAUGUCAUGAGUACGUGUCAUUCACCUGUCCUGGAGCAGAUAAAGGUGCAGAUUCGGAUGAUACCAGAACUCGACAUAACUUUAAGGUGCAUACAUACUCAUCUCCUACAUUUUGUGACCAUUGUGGCUCACUAUUAUAUGGAGUAAUUCAUCAAGGCAUGAAGUGUACAGCAUGUGAUAUGAAUGUCCACAAGAGAUGCGAAGAGAGCGUACCCAACCUUUGUGGAUGCGACCAUACAGAACGCAGAGGCAGGAUCCAACUAAAAAUCAAUUGCAACGGCAGCAAGCUUACCGUCGAAGUGAAGCAAGGAAGGAACAUGAUACCAAUGGACCCGAAUGGUCUGAGCGAUCCAUACGUCAAGCUCAAACUGAUUCCAGACUCAGACAACGUCAAGAAGAAAACCAAAACCAUCAAAGCCUGUCUAAACCCUGUCUGGAAUGAAACGUUGAUUUUUGAUCUGAAAGCAGAAGAUAAAGACCGCCGUCUCCUAAUCGAAGUUUGGGAUUGGGAUAGGACCUCUCGGAAUGAUUUCAUGGGGUCCUUGUCUUUUGGGAUAUCCGAAAUCCUGAAGUCCCCUGCCGAUGGUUGGUUCAAAUUGCUCACUCAAGAAGAAGGGGAAUUCUACAAUGUUCCGGUUCCAGAGGAAGGUGUAGAUAUGGCUGUUAUAAAGAACCAACAAAGGAAAGCUUCUAUCAUCAAGAAACCAUCCUUGUUGGUAGAUAAAGAUGUUCCACACAAUAUGGGAAAAAGAGAUAUAAUAAGGGCUAGUGAUUUUAAUUUCCUUAUGGUACUUGGUAAAGGAUCAUUCGGCAAGGUAGUGUUAGCUGAACGGAAAGGAACAGAUGAACUUUAUGCCAUCAAAAUACUCAAAAAAGAUAUAAUCAUUCAAGAUGACGAUGUUGAGUGUACCAUGGUUGAGAAACGAGUUUUGGCCCUAUCCAAUAAACCACCAUUUUUGGUACAGUUACAUUCCUGCUUCCAAACGAUGGAUCGUUUAUAUUUUGUGAUGGAAUAUGUGAAUGGAGGAGAUCUGAUGUUCCAAAUCCAACAAUUUGGAAAAUUCAAAGAACCAGUAGCCGUGUUUUAUGCUGCAGAGAUAGCGAUCGGAUUAUUUUACUUGCAUUCCCGAGGCAUUCUCUAUCGUGAUUUGAAGUUAGAUAAUGUUCUGUUGGAUCAAGAUGGCCACAUCAAGAUAGCUGACUUCGGAAUGUGCAAAGAGAGCAUCAAUGGAGAAAAGACGACUAAAACUUUUUGUGGUACUCCAGAUUAUAUAGCCCCAGAGAUAAUUCUGUAUCAACCCUAUGGUAAAUCCGUUGACUGGUGGGCUUAUGGAGUACUGUUGUAUGAAAUGCUGAUUGGUCAACCUCCAUUUGACGGUGAAGAUGAAGAGGAGUUAUUCGCCGCAAUAACAGACCACAAUGUCAGCUACCCAAAGGGGUUGUCGAAAGAAGCUAAAGAAGUUUGCAAAGGAUUUUUGACGAAGAAUCCUGCCAAAAGGUUGGGUUGUGGUGCUCAAGGCGAAGAAGACGUCAGAAUACACGCAUUCUUCAGGCGCAUAGACUGGGAUAGAAUAGAAAACAGAGAAGUACAACCACCUUUCAAACCAAAAAUAAAACAUCGUAAGGAUGUUAGCAACUUCGACAAACAGUUCACUUCAGAGAAAACUGACUUGACCCCAACAGAUAAGCUGUUCAUGAUGAAUUUGGACCAGACCGAAUUCACUGGUUUCUCAUUCCUCAAUCCGGAAUUCAUUCAACAUGUCUAAACGGAGGUGGACAGUAUAUAAUAUAUACUCUGGUAUCAAAUUGAUUAUGUAAUUCGGUCAUCUACUCAGAAGUACCCAACAUUACAUUAAUUAUAUCUUUCUGCGAAAGCCACUCAAAUCAUGACAUAUCUAACUGAAAACAAUAAGUAGAAAUAUGAUUCGUGAGUAAUACAAAGAUGAGAAAUUUGAGGGAUUCUUGGUGUCCCUGAUGUUGUGCCAAGUUCUUGCUAAGCCAAAACAUUCCAGCAUUUAGCAUCAUACUCUUUGAAAAAUUCCCUUAGUUGCAACGUAGAGAACUAGGUUAUAGCAAUAACAUUCCAUAGAGGUAGUUCUAUUGCACUGUUAGCUGAAUUGCAUAUUGAAUUUGCAUAAGGUGAUACUAUUUAGCGAUAUUUCAAAUGCCUCUCUAUUUUCGAAAAUUGUCACCGCACUAUAGUAGUGUACAAUGAAGUAGUUUCCACGUAUUCAAUAGUGAAUAAUGUAAUGUAAGUUUCUCGUUGAAGUUCUUCCAAAGUCAUCAAUGUGCUGAGAUAACAUGGAGAUAGAAAAUAAUGUGAACAUUUUUAUUGAUGUUUAUGUAUAAGUAUCUUGAAGUAUAGUCGAUUAGGUAUACCUACGUCCUGUAUUUUCGAACUGUGGGAUGAGAGUUUACUUGGUCGAAGGGCACAAAAAACAUCGGCGUGAAGAAGAGUUGCUUUUAAAAAAUAACCUCGUCGACUCUCCCUCGUCGUUAGGGUUCAUAACAAUGGUUUUCAGGAAUUUUCCUUGAUAUUUUCAAUUCUCAAACAAGCAGAAUUGGAUUUCGAUUUUCAUCUACCUAUUCUAUUCAUUCAGCACAAGGAUAGUUUUAUAUCCUGAUCACUAAAAGGUAUCAUUCAAUAUUUUUCAGCAUUUGAUAUCUUAUACAGGGUGGGCGACCAGUAACGCUUCGGUCUUUAGAAGGGUAACCACUCAUCUUGUUGAAAUUCUUCCUCUUUAGGACGUUGCAUGUCAACAUAGGCUACCAUUUGAAAUUAUUUUGAAACAUGGGUGUCUCCCAAAAAAAUCCACUGAAGUUAUACUUUUUUUAAUGGUACAUCCUAUAUAUUAUUCCAUUUCGAGAUUCUCCCGGAAUAUCUGAUUUCAACGACUCAUCGUACUUGGGGUCUAGCAGUAAUGAUUACUGAGAUAUAGGGUGUGAAAAAUGGAGAUUUUCCAAGUUCAGGAAUUGUUUGUGUCGAAACUAAUUAUUAUUGGUCAAAAUGAUUUACAUAUCCCUAUCUCAAUUUUCUAUUCACUAUCGAUUGGUAUUUAAUUAAAAUAGAUACAGGGUGGUCAAAAAUCUCAAUUCUGAACCAACCAUGCAGUAUUUGUUUUAAUUGAAUAUCGAUUGAUAGUGGGUACAAAGUUGAGAUAGGGACAUGUAAACCGUUUUGACCAAUUAUGAAUAG
Phaedon cochleariae (mustard beetle) is the source of this 3847-nucleotide messenger RNA. NCBI's taxonomy places the organism in Eukaryota, Metazoa, Arthropoda, Insecta, Coleoptera, Chrysomelidae. The record is from the annotation of a GenBank genome assembly.